UCUGUGCUUCUGUCUGCGUGCAGGCUGUAGUUGACUCUGUUGCUGCCUUGCUGUCAGGAGGAAUUGAACCAGUCACUUCCUCUCUUCCUCUGCUCCACCUUGUUGUUCUUCUUCGUGUGUCUGUGUGUGUUGUGUGUUGUGUGUUGUGUGUGUGUGUGUGUGUGUGUGUGUGUGUGUGUGUGUGUGUGUGUGUGUGUGUGUGGACUUCCUGUGGUUGCAGCAUGCUGUGAUUGAACUCUCCAUCAGACUUUGACCAGCGGCUCAGAUAACGCGGCGGUAAGCUCCUCUCUCUCUGCCCGGGUUGCGGUGUCUUCCUCCCGGCGGAGAAAUGUCAGCUGACGGCUCGGAGCAGCGGACCGGAGAGCAGAACCGAGCCGGAGCCGAACCGAGCCAGGAGGCCGGCAGCCUGCAGCCGCAGACCGUUUUCGUCAUCCUGGACUCGUCUGAAACUCUGAACCUGGUCCGGGUGGAGUCUGGGAUUGUUGCCGACAUCGAGCUCGAUGGUUUGUUGCCGUCAGAGUCCGACACUUUCUACCAGAUCAAGAGCCAGCCAAUCAGCAUCAGUCCGUCAGUGGCGGUCUCCUCCUCUUCCUCGCCUUCGUCUUCGUCCUCUGCGCUGUCGGCCAUGUCGUCCAGGGUGCUGAUGCGGCAGGAGCUGAUGCGGCAGCAGGCGCAGGAGCAGGAGCGGCGGGAGGCGCAGCAGGAGGCAAGCUCCGCCCAGCGGCUCCGCCCCUCAUCUGACCCCGCCCCCAUCAGUGUCUCCGCCUCCUGCAGAGAGCCGGCCCAGGUCCCUGUGGAGGUGCUGAAGGUGCAGACUCACCUGGAGAACCCCACCAGGUAUCACAUCCAGCAGGCUCAGCGGCAGCAGGUGCGUCAGUACCUUUCCACCACGCAGGCCGCCACCAAGCCGACCAAUCAGCCGCCAGGGGCGUCACCUGGCACCUCCCCCCAGUCUGGCUCCGCCCCCGACCCUCCACCCCCAGCGGCUGGAUCUCCCAGCAGCCCCUUAGCCGUGCUGAGCCUGGGCUCCAGAGAGGAGAUGGAGGAGACGGUGAUCAAUGACAUCAUCAGUCUGGAGUCGAGCCUCAACGACGACUUCCUGACGCUGAUCGACUCUGGCCUGCAGCUCGCCAACACGCUGCCUGUCUCAGGGAACCUGCUGGACGUGUACAGCAGCGCCGGGAUGGCCACGCCCACCAUCACCGUUAGCAACAGUUGCCCUGCCGACCUGCAGAACGUCAAGAGGGAGAUGAGCGAUGUGGAGGCCAAGGCUCUGAUCAAAGAGAGGCAGAAGAAGGACAACCACAACCUGAUUGAGAGGCGCAGGAGGUUCAACAUCAACGACCGGAUCAAGGAGCUGGGAGGACUCAUCCCCAAGUCCAGCGACCCGGAGAUGAGGUGGAACAAAGGGACCAUCCUGAAGGCGUCGGUGGAUUACAUCCGCAAGCUGCAGAAGGAGCAGCAGAGAGCGAGGGAGAUGGAGAGCCGGCAGAGGAAGCUGGAGCACACCAACAGGUCGCUGCUGCUCAGGAUCCAGGAGCUGGAGCUGCAGGCGCGCCUCCACGGCCUUUCCUCCUCCUCCACCUCCCACACCUCCUCCUCCUCCCUGGAUCCCGUCGGGGGAGGAGACAUCGUGGCGGACCCCCAGGCCCUCCUCUCCCCCCCGCCUCACCCCUUUUCCUCCUCGGUCGGCAUGACGACCAUGACCACGCACAUGGACCUGGAGACCCUGACGUUCACGGAGCUGGACGACCCCCAGGGAGCCUCCACGGUCUUCUCCCCGGGCCUGGUGGGCGACAUGGGGCUGGGCGGGCUGGACGGCCUGGGCGACAUCCUGAUGGAGGACGGAGGCGGCGGCGCGCUGUCGCCUGUAGGGGGCGCCGACCCGCUGCUGUCCUCCGGAGCCUCCAAGACCAGCAGCAGGAGAAGCAGCUUCAGCAUGGAGGAGGACCACUGAGGGCUGGCUGAUGAUGUCAUCACACAGGGGGCGUUUCAUUGGUCAGCGCCGGAGCGGAGUGACUUCAGUUUUUAAAUCAGUGGCCAUUAAAACAGAACAGCUCACACACUCACACACACCACCGUCCUGCCGCUGGCAACACUGUGUCCCGACGGUUACCGUGGCAACCACCGUGCUCUAGAAUCAGUGCUCUCCACGUUUCUACGGUAACCACUGUGUCUUAGAAUCAGUGGGUCCACGUUGCUAUGGUAACCGCUGUGCUCUAGAAUCCUUGCUCGCCAUGUUGCUAUGGUAACCACCGUGUUCUGGAAUCACUGGUUCCACACUGCCAUGGUAACUGCUGUGUUCUAGAAUCAGUGGUUCCAGGUUGCCAUGGUAACCAUUGUGGUGUGUCCGUCGACUGAAACGUGUCAGUCGGCGCCUCCAGAUUACUUCCUGAAACCCAGAACAACCGACUGAGCAAACCAGAAGCUGAUUGGCUGUAAAUGAGCAGCUGACGUCCCGUCUGCAGCGUCCUGCUCGGUGCUGUGCCGGACCGGAGAACCGGACCGGAGAACCGGACACUGGAGCUCCACCUGGACCACCUGAGGAGAACCAGAGCUGUAAUUUACUGGAACCUUCCAAAGCAAACAGCCGGCGUCACUGUGAUCCAGUUCAGAGGAACCAGAGGAACCAGGGGAACCACGGGAACCAGGGGAACCAGAGGAACCAGGGGAACCAGGGGAACCAGGGGAACCAGGGGAACCAGAGGAACCAGGGGAACCAGGGGAACCAGGGGAACCAGGGGAACCAGAGGAACCAGGGGAACCAGGGGAACCAGGGGAACCAGAGGAACCAGGGGUUUGCUCUGUCAUGUUCUCCCAUGUUCUGUUCUGUUCUCCCAGCAUGCACUCCUCCAUGUCUGAUACAGUCAGUCUUAAUGCUGCAUUCAAGUGCGCUGCGUCCGCUCCGACUUCUGAAGUUUGAAAGUGAUAAAAACGACUCGUCUCGUGUUCCAACGCCUCUGAAACGACCGAGCGCAGCCAGAAGAGUCACCAGAGGAGGAGCAGCAGCGGGACGGUCCCGUGUUCAGACAGACCUGUAACCUGUCUGUGUUUCAGCCACAUGAGAAACUGAACGCACAUAUUUUUAUGUCACUGUUUAUUUUGUAGUUUAUU
Messenger RNA from Myripristis murdjan (pinecone soldierfish), 3114 nucleotides. It is a transcript of the gene tfe3a, whose product is annotated as transcription factor binding to IGHM enhancer 3a. The transcript is spliced from 11 exons. Gene Ontology annotation, biological process: regulation of transcription by RNA polymerase II. Gene Ontology annotation, molecular function: DNA-binding transcription factor activity, RNA polymerase II-specific; protein dimerization activity; RNA polymerase II cis-regulatory region sequence-specific DNA binding. The record is from RefSeq and is a predicted model, not a curated record. Lineage: Eukaryota; Metazoa; Chordata; Actinopteri; Holocentriformes; Holocentridae. The coding region runs from base 329 to 1957 and encodes 542 amino acids. Gene Ontology annotation, cellular component: nucleus.